Messenger RNA from Phaedon cochleariae (mustard beetle), 1638 nucleotides. NCBI's taxonomy places the organism in Eukaryota, Metazoa, Arthropoda, Insecta, Coleoptera, Chrysomelidae. The record is from the annotation of a GenBank genome assembly.
AUGGUUGUUUUCAGUAAACUCUCAGUUUCCUCUGAACACAAGAUGUGGAUACUUGGAGAUCUGGUUCCACCUUUUGGUUUCACCAGUUUUGUUAGUGCAUUGGUUGUUUGUGUUAUUACUUUCUACAUUUUCAAAAAACUAAGUGGAGAUAGAAAUGUUCCAGUAAGAGAUUCAUCUAAAAAUCAUAGCUGGACUGCAAUAAAAAUAACAUCUAAACCCUGGUACUGUUCAAUUUGCGAAUUACUGCUCAUGAAUGGUAUAGGAGUUUACUGUGAUUGUUGUGGAGUAUGUGCAGAUCCAGAAUGUGUUAAGAAAGCUAAUUUGAAAUUGAAAUGUAAAAUCAUAACCAGCAGUAAUGAAAACCAGCAACAUCACUGGGUCAAAGGCAAUUUGCCCUUUGGAGCAGUUUGCACUAAGUGUGAGGAAGAAUGUUCAGUGGAACCUGGUUUAAUUGAUCACCAGUGUUGCUGGUGUCAAAGGACUGUUCAUACUGAAUGCCUUCCUGAAAUUGAUCAGAUUUGUGAUUUUGGACCAUACAGAAAUAUGAUAGUUCCUCCAUGGUGUAUCCAAGUAGCAAGACGUAAAGGAGCCCUGCACAAACACCUACUUCUUAGGGGGGUCAAGGACCCUGGCUGGGAACAUUGGGCCCCCUUGAUUGUUAUUGCAAACAAAAAAUCCGGCAAUAGCGAUGGAGCCUUGGUUCUGUCAGAAUUCAGAAGAUACCUCAAUCCGGUUCAAGUCAUAGAUUUGACAGAGAGAAAACCACCUGCUGCCCUACAAUGGUGUGUUCUACUAGCGCCUAAAGUAGUUAAGAUAUUAGUAGCUGGAGGUGAUGGCACAAUAUCUUGGAUAUUAACGACUUCCCACAAAUUGGAUCUUGACCCUGAACCUCCGUUAGCUAUAAUUCCACUUGGAACUGGCAAUGAUUUGUCCAGAGUAUUGGGAUGGGGAAAAGAAAAUUCCUCAGAUUUGCAGGUAGACAACAUUUUGGAAAAUGUACAAGAUGCAAGACUAUCAGAACUGGAUAGGUGGAAAGUAGAAAUAGUUUCAACUAGACAUUUAGGAUUGAAGUUACCCAGUAAAACUCAUUUUAUGUAUAAUUACAUCAGCAUUGGAGUGGAUGCCCAAGUAGCAUUGAAUUUCCAUAAAACAAGAGAUAGCAUCUUCUAUAUUUAUGGAAGCCGAGUUUUCAAUAAAUUGCUGUACUUGUGCUUCGGUACCCAUCAAGUGGUGACGUCAGACUGCAAGAAUUUAGAGCAACGCGUCGACCUAUACCUCGACGGCAAACUCAUCGAGCUCCCAGAACUCGAAUCCAUCGUCGUGUUGAACAUCUCUUCUUGGGGCGCAGGCGUCAACCUUUGGGGAAUGAGCGGCGAUGGAACAGCAAGAAUGAGUCAGUCGUAUCACGACGGGAUAUUGGAAGUCGUUGGUAUUUACUCGUCCUUCCAUAUGGCCCAGCUACAAGUGGGGAUGUCAUGCCCUGUCAAGUUGGGACAAGCCAAAGUUGUAGAGUUACGUUUGAAACGCAAGGUUCCUAUGCAAAUAGACGGUGAACCAUGGGAACAACAUCCCGGUAAGUUGAAAGUGUCUUUUGUUAACAGGUGUCCCGUACUAGUGAAUAGAAAGAAAUGUGAAUGA